UGAGAAAAAUAAUGAACGCUACCAUGAUCAACCCAGAGAGACUGAAACAAGCUAAGCUACUGGUGGAGAAAGCAAUUAAGCAAAAAAAGAUAUUCAGCAUCCACGGUCCGUACCCCGUCAUACGUCGCUGCCUGCGCAGCCGCGGGUGGGUGGAGAAGAAAAUGCCCAAAGUCACCAAGGCGGCUCAGAAAAAAGAGAAGUCUUCAGAUGAGGAGACCGAGGAGGAUUAUGGCGAUGGGAGCAGCCGUGAUGAUUAUGAUGAUGAUGGUGAAGAGGAGGAUGAAAAGGAUGAUGAUCCUGAUGGCAUCUAUGACCUUAUGUCAAGGCUUGUUCGCAAUGAAAUCCCCUAUUUUAUCUGGGCAACCAGAAGUGACGCCGUGGACUGCCGCUUCCUGAAAAAGGACCAAAUGAUGAAUCACUACGCCAGAGCUGGCUCCUUCACCACGAAGGUGGGGCUGUGCGUCAAUCUUAGGAACCUGCACUGGUUUGAUGAAGCCGACCCCGAUUCGUUUUUCCCUCGUUGCUACAGACUGGGGGCCAAAGAUGAGAAGAAGGCAUUUAUUGAGGAUUUCUGGCUGACGGCUGCUCGGAGUAUUCUCAAGAGGGUGUCGGGGAGAGGAAGGACCUUGGCCGCAGAUAUAGAGAUCUAUGCAUUGGCCCAAGAGAAUGUAACUAAUCCAAAGAAUAAACAAGAUGCCAAAAGAACAAGUAAAAAACAUGGAGGUCGCGUGCCUGCUCAGGUGAUCACUACCGCCAUCGAGGCUUGUGAGGCCUACCUGAACAGCUUGGAGCACGCUGACAUCGACGUGAAAACGUGCAACGCUUCCGCUGUGACAAAUGCAUCGUGGGAAGAAUUCCUGCGUCAUUACUAUCAGGUCAUCCAUGAUGGAGCUGUGAUAGAUCAAUCGUCCUCCUAUAUGGAUCAAUGCGAUCGUGUAUUGAGUCGAUUGGCAGAAGUGAACCCUCAGCUGGACAUUGAAGGAGACAGAAAUAUCUGGAUUGUUAAGCCGGGCGCCAAAUCCAGAGGCAGAGGUAUAAUCUGUAUGGAUCGGCUGGAGGAAAUCCUGAAGUUGGUGGACUGCGAUCCCAUGAUCGUUAAGGAUGGCAAAUGGGUGGUGCAGAAAUACAUCGAGAGACCGCUGCUCAUCUUUGGCACAAAAUUUGAUGUCCGCCAGUGGUUCCUGGUGACGGACUGGAAUCCGCUGACCAUUUGGUUUUACCAGGAGUGUUAUGUCCGCUUCUCAACCCAACCGUUCUCCCUGGAGAAUCUAGACAUCGCCAUCCACUUAUGCAACAACUCCAUUCAGAAGAAUUUUGAGAACUCCCGCCAUCGCCACCCUCAGGUGCCACUCGACAACAUGUGGUCCAGUGACCAGUUCCAGGCCCAUCUUCAGGGGCUGGGGGAAAGACAUACCUGGUCCGACAUCAUCGUCCCAGGUAUGAAAGCCGCUAUCAUACACGCCAUGCAGAGCACUCAGGAUAUCGUGGAGUUCAGGAAAAGCAGCUUUGAACUGUACGGGGCCGACUUCAUGUUCGGAGAGGACUUCCAUCCCUGGCUGAUUGAGAUCAAUGCCAGUCCAACUAUGGCCCCUUCAACGCCAGUGACCACAAGACUGUGCGCCAGCGUUCAAGAGGACACCUUACGCAUAGUCCUAGAUCGGAAGCAUGAUCGCAACUGUGAUGUCGGUGGCUUUGAGCUCAUCUAUAAACAGGCUGCAGUGGAUGUUCCUCAGUACGUCGGGAUAAGUCUGCUAGUGGAAGGAGCCAUGGUGAAAAAGCCACGUGUUCCUCACCCAAGACAACCCACUUACCUUGUCAACCCGGGCAUCACUCAUCUGAUCAACCACCCAAGAUCCCUCUCCAUGGUGCAAGCCAAGGUGUCAACUGCAACAAGCUUUUCUGGGGCUCAUGAUACCAAACACCCCCCCGCCAUCCCAUAUUCAACACGCAAAAGAAUUCGCCGUACAAAAACUCCACACCACUUGAGCAGGGCAAAGACCACGUCCGCCGGGAAAGAAAACAAAGCGACGACAGAAGCUCGGUGCGGAUCAGAGUGUGUGGAGUUGGUGAGACUUUCUGACAAGCUCAGUGUUGAUCACAAGGACGCCAAAUCUCUCGGGCACGGGGUAAGCACGGCAAGAGUCACACAGCUCCACCAACGUUUGCUUGCCACCCCUAAGCUGUGUCUUUCGGAAAAGCCUCUUUUAGCAAAACACCUGAUUGGACAGAGUGACGCGCCACGUCUGGAUCUGAAGUUUACAAGCCUUGACUCAGGAGAGAUACAGCUUCUUAAGAAGGCGUCCAGGGCAGGACUCGACCUCCAUCGGAUGCCCUGCCUGUUCUGUAAGGGAGUCUCCUCUCUGCCAGCCUCAUGCAGCUGUUCUAAGAGCUGCAAGCUUCCCCCUAAAGCCAUCCGCUUCCAGCUAUCCAAGGGGACGCACCUCAACAAGUUCCAAGCAGGAGCAGAACCGCUGUCGGCCCGGGGAACCGCCAUCAUCACAUCUCUGCUGCUGUGAACCUCG
This is a messenger RNA of Nanorana parkeri, 2522 nucleotides long. RefSeq names its product tubulin monoglycylase TTLL3-like. Gene Ontology annotation, molecular function: protein-glycine ligase activity, initiating. NCBI's taxonomy places the organism in Eukaryota, Metazoa, Chordata, Amphibia, Anura, Dicroglossidae. Gene Ontology annotation, biological process: protein polyglycylation; cilium movement; cilium assembly. Gene Ontology annotation, cellular component: cilium. The coding region runs from base 12 to 2516 and encodes 834 amino acids. The transcript is spliced from 12 exons. The record is from RefSeq and is a predicted model, not a curated record.